GCUGCUCUGUGAGGAUGUCGUUGUUCACCAUGGGCUUUCUGCUAGUCAUCCUUCAGCCGUCUACCGGGCAGUUCCCCAGAGCCUGUGCGAACAGGCAGAGCUUGCUGAGGAAGGAGUGCUGUCCCCCCUGGGAUGGAGACGGUUCCCCUUGUGGGGAGCGUUCCAGCAGAGGGUCCUGCCAGAACAUCCUUCUCUCUCAGGCUCCACUGGGGCCACAGUUCCCUUUCUCAGGAGUGGAUGACAGGGAGGACUGGCCCUCUGUGUUUUACAACCGGACGUGUAAAUGUGAAGGCAACUUCAUGGGAUUCAACUGUGGGGAAUGCAAGUUUGGUUUCUCAGGACCCAAUUGCACCAAAAGGCAGCUGAGAACAAGAAGAAACAUCUUCCAGCUCACUACCAGUGAGAAGGACAGGUUUCUUGCCUACCUUAACUUGGCAAAGAACACCCCUAACCGGGACUAUGUUAUUGCUACUGGCACGUAUACUCAGAUGAACAAUGGCUCCAACCCCAUGUUCAGAAGCAUCAACGUAUAUGAUCUCUUUGUGUGGAUGCAUUAUUAUGCCUCUCGAGACACACUCUUAGGAGGGUCCAAUGUGUGGCGGGACAUUGAUUUUGCCCACGAGGCGCCCGGUUUUCUGCCUUGGCACCGGGCCUUUCUGCUGAUGUGGGAACGUGAGAUCCAGAAGAUUACAGGUGAUGAGAACUUCACCAUCCCCUACUGGGACUGGAGAGACGCAGAAUAUUGUGUGGUUUGCACUGAUGAAUACAUGGGUGGCAGACAUCCCACCAACCCUAAUUUACUCAGUCCAGCAUCAUUUUUCUCCUCAUGGCAG
This is a messenger RNA of Merops nubicus (carmine bee-eater), 833 nucleotides long. It is a transcript of the gene TYR, whose product is annotated as tyrosinase. Gene Ontology annotation, molecular function: tyrosinase activity. Gene Ontology annotation, biological process: pigmentation; melanin biosynthetic process. The annotation marks the transcript as partial. The record is from RefSeq and is a predicted model, not a curated record. The transcript has a single exon. Lineage: Eukaryota; Metazoa; Chordata; Aves; Coraciiformes; Meropidae.